This is a messenger RNA of Spirodela intermedia, 10719 nucleotides long. The record is from the annotation of a GenBank genome assembly. Lineage: Eukaryota; Viridiplantae; Streptophyta; Magnoliopsida; Alismatales; Araceae.
AUGGCGGCCGUCUCGGUGGCGGCGGAAUGGCAGCUCCUCCACAACAGGUACUACCGGAAGCCGGAGCUGUACGCGAUGCGCUGGGCGAUUCGCAGCGGCGUCGGAGUUGAUCUUCGGCGGCACCGUGUGGCCUGCGCGCCGUUCGGGGGCCCGAUCGCGGCGAUCAGGGACGACUCGAAGAUCGUACAGCUGCACGCGGAGUCCGCCCGCCGCCGGCUUCGAGUUUUCUCCUCCGCCGGGGGUCUUCUGGCCUCCACCCCCUGGGACAGGCCCGGGGGGCGGCUUGUGGGGAUGGCGUGGAGCGACGCGCACGUUCUUGCCUGCAUCGUCCAGGACGGCACCGUCUACCGCUACGACGUCCGCACAGAGCCGGUGGGGGCUCAGUUCUCCAUGGGAAAGGAGUGCUUCGAGGAGAGCGUGGCGGAGUGUGUCUUCUGGGGGGGAGGAGUAGUGUGCAGGACCGAGGAGAACAAGCUAUUCUGCGUCCCCGAUCUGUCGGAGCCGCGGCCGUGUCGUCUGGCAGACGCGGGGCUCUCGGAGGCACCCCGUUGCAUGGCCGUGAUCGAGCCGCAGUACACAAUGUCGGGGAACGUUGAGGUGCUGCUGGGGGUGGCGGCGGAGGACGGGGUGCUGAUGGUGGAUGAGGAGGGGGUGCAACGGUUUGGCACUGGCAUUGGGAGGGUGACAAAGAUGGCUGUGUCCGGAAAUGGGAGGAUGCUGGCAGCGUUCACAGAUGACGGGAGGUUGCUUGUCAUUACCACCGACUUCUCCAGGAUCAUGUUCGAAUACAAUUGCGAGGUCUCUAUCCCGACUUCCCCAGCUGACUUCCGUUAUCCUGUACUGGUCUCCUUCCGUUGUCUUAGCUCAUACAGUCCGCGUUGAACAUGAGCACCAGAGGAAGAAAGCUUUGCUGACGCUAUGCUGAUGAUUAAUUUACUUGCCUGUUUUCUGGGGAAACAAGUUCUGAGUUCUAUCUUACUGCUGUUCUAGCCAUGUUUCUGCUUCCAAUAUUCGUUUGCGUGGGCUAGUUAAAUGUGCCGCCGAUGAAAAUCUCAAACCGAUAGGCUGACUUCGUAGUUUUUUUUUUUUGAAGUUUCUCUGUUGAGAAUCAUUUAUGUGACUUCUCACCAUUGCAAGAAUGCCCUUUCUUUCAUUUAUGUAUCCACUGAUGUCUAGAAACCACGGAAUAGAUGCUCUUUGGAUGGAUUUUUUUUUUGACUCUUAUUUUCUCUCAAUCUCGUGUGAUUAACCAUCACAUUCUUCCUUUGUUUCUUUCAGACGACGUUGCCUCCUGAGCAAAUGGCUUGGUGUGGAAUGGACAGUGUACUUCUCUAUUGGGAAGAGUCACUCUUGAUGGUUGGGCCUCAUGGGGAUCCAGUACAUUACCAGUACGAUGAGCCCAUAGUUCUCAUUUCUGAAUGUGAUGGCGUACGGAUUCUCUCAAAUUCUAGCAUGGAGCUCUUGCAACGAGUUCCUGACUCUACAGUAUCCAUCUUUCAAAUCGGAAGCACUGAACCAGCGGCCUUAUUGUAUGAUGCCUUGGAGCAUUUUGAUAGGCGCAGUGCUAAGGUACAUGUCUGUCCUUACCAGAUUGCUAUUAAUUCUUGCUACGUUUUAAAGAAAUGUCAUUUGGAGGACCUUCUCUAGUGAGUUAGCUUCCUUCUCUUGUGUUCCUUUUCUUUUUGUAUUUUCAGCCUGUGUCCUUUACUGAAAGCUAUAAUUUCUUUUUGUCUUAGUCUCAUUUUAUAUGGCAUUUUUUCCCAAACACUUGUUAAAUCUACCAGCCAGGUCAUCUAGAAUAGGCAGGCUGUGUGCUAUGCUUUAAAGUAGUUUCUUGCAGUUUAGAGGUGUGGUUUCAAGAUGAUUUAGGGAAUGACCUGAUUACGUGUACUAUUAGAGAAACCUUCUGACUCUUUAAGGAACUAAGACCAAUGAAAUAGCCGAAUGGAAGGAGUCAAUGAUGCCAUAUUAUUUGUAACUGAAAUGUAAACAUUUUGAAGUGGUUGCACAGCAAUGACAUCAUUUUUUGGUGUUUUGGGAGAUUCUCUUAAAGAUAAUAGAGGCGAAGGUGGGGCAUUGUCGGAUAUCUUAUACGGCAUGUAAAGUUGAUAAAGGGAGGCAUAAUUGUACAUGCUAGAUGGCAUUAUUUCAUGUUGGAGUCUUGAACGACGUUUUUGCACAAUUCUUUAAGGGAAGGCCAAUGAUUAUUUGUUAUGAUGAAGAAAUUAGGUCCGAAUAAUGAAGAAGAGAUCGGUAAAAUGGUUCUAAUUUAGUGAAAUUCUUGGACAAGACUGUAGAUCCUUAACAAGUUUGUUGGUAGCUCUACCAUUUUUGUAAAGCCAAUUUCUGUGAAUAUCGUGAUCAGAUAAAUUCUGAGAAUUUAACCUUCAUAUUGGGUUUUAGGUGGCAUAGCUUCAUUGUAUUGAUUUACUGAAUUGUCAUUUGGCAGUAGUUCACGUUCAUCACCUUUUCUCUAGUUUGUAUGUACUUACAUUUCCCUCUAAGUAAGCCAAUCUGGGCCACCUAUUUGUUUUCGUUUUUUUCCACUUUUGUCUAAUUUUAGUAACUAGAAGAUUGAAUGACUUAUAUGUGUAACCAUUUUUAAUAGAAUUCACUGUUAUGUAAAUGUCAUUCAGUUUCUUUUAUAUGAUGGAAUGUUUGGAGUUUUUUUUUAUUAACCCUGUCUAUACGUUCCCGGGGAACAUGGGAGAAUUACUGGUGGAAUAUUUCAAAUGACAGGCUGAUGAAAAUUUGCGACUCAUUCGCUCUUCACUACCUGAGGCGGUGGAGGCUUGCAUAGAUGCUGCUGGACAUGAAUAUGAUACUUCACGCCAACGCACACUACUGAGAGCUGCUAGCUACGGACAGGCAUUCUGCAGGUUAGCAUUUAUUGUGGUACACAUUUAUGAACGUGUCUUCUUUGUGGGAGGAAAGAUUUUGUUUCUAUAGAAUAUUACCAGUUAAAUCCAAAUAAGGAUUCUUCUCUAGUUGAUAAUGACAUGAGUUGUAGUUAUGCAUAGCCAUUUUAAUUGAGAUGUAGAUCCAUAGUUUUACAAUAGUAUUACCAAUUAGCAGAAUAUGCAAUGGUCAAGGGGAAAAAUCAGUUUUUACGUAGUUAAAAGGAUUUGAUUAGACAGGGGUGUCAGCUGGCAGAAUGCAUGUAGGGCUUGUGAGUCUCAGCCAGGGCCUGAAGAAAAGCCGAGAAAGAUAUUUUGAGCUGAGAAAACCUUGUGCAGACCCAGGCUUGCCAGCUGCAUGCCUUCAGGUCGUUGCUAAACGGGACUGCUGGGGGAGGGGGAUCAUGUGUAGGUUACUGUCGUAAGCUAUGGUGCAACAAAGGUAGGGUUGUACAGGAGGACGCUAGGUGGCAUACAAUGGGAGGUGAGGGCUAAGGUGUGCCGGGAAAUGUGGGGAGUGGGUGUCACUUGAUGACACUGGCAGGGGUGGAGCAGAGAAAAGGAUGGGGGAGAGGCGGGUUUGCCAGGGCAGGGUGUUGUGCUUGAGGUGCUAAAGAAUAUGGGGGUGGGGGAGGGUUGGACAACUAAAUAAAGAGUGGGGUAGAGGUGGUGGAUGCCACAUGCCAUGGGAGCAUUAUACGAAGUUGGCUGGGCCUGUGGGUUUGUCUAGAACAUUGACUCCCAUAGUAGUACUAUUGUUAUUGUUCCCCACUGUUUAUAUCCUUCACAUUAUUAUGAAUGUAUUUUUCAUGUCCAUAAUGAUUUACUUAUACAGUGUAAAGAUCCAUGUCAGUAUUUUCUCUUCACGGAACUUCUGUUCGAAUGCCAAAAUUUAGAGCAAUCAUCCCUAAUAUAAUGCUUGGUUCACCAUGUAAUGUGAUAUUCAGGAAAAGCAAUUUAUCUACAGUGAAGUUCUGAUUGCCUUUCUGGAAAAUGAUAUUUAGUUGUCUUUGGCAGUCAGUUUCAGCGUGAUCACUUUCAAGAAAUGUGCAAGACAUUAAGAGUGUUAAAUGCUGUGCGUGACCCUGAGAUUGGCAUUCCUCUCAGCAUUCAACAAUACAAGGUCUUUAGACCAAUUAGUAAGCACAUCAAUUUGUUAUCAUAUGUAUACCAUAACAUUGACUAAGUGUUUGCUUGUUGCUGCAGUUACUCACACCAUCUGUUCUUAUUGGACGUUUGGUCAAUGCCCACCAACACCUUUUGGCAUUGCGGAUAUCUGAGCAUCUUAACAUGAAUCCAGUGAGCUUCUUAACAGUGAUGUAUUCUUUUCUGCUGUUGAAAUUUAAAUUUUAAUAGGCUUGGUGUUACUGUCUUUGUUUUGAAGGUUUUCGUGUAUUCCUGAGCAAUUCAUUAAGAUGAAGUUGCCACAGUAAUGAUUUGUGAUAACAUGCAUUCAACUCCUGGUUAUGUUAGUCGGUAGUAUCAUUACGUUACCAUCACAUGUGGGAUUGUUUAAUGCAACCAUUCUUAUUGGACAGAGACAUAUGGCAACAUAACAGCUAUGCAUGUUUUGUUGCAAAUGUUUUAAAGCGCAGAGGAUACAGUUGGGUGAAAGUUUAUGUACAUCUAUGCAUCAUACAGUAGGAUAUGAAAGAUAUAGGACAUAGAGUUGGUUCAAACAUAUGCUGUUCACUGUUCCUCUUGCACCGCAGCCUUUUUCCCUGCUGACCAGGAGUGUCAACAUCUCGCAGUACUUUAUGUACUGCUAUGCAUCAUAUGGUAGGAUAAAAGAUAUGAGGACAUAGAGUGUGUGGAAACUUACGUUGUUCACUUGUUCCUCUUGCACUAUACCUGUUUUCCCUGCUGACCACAAGUGUCAACAUCUCCCCCUAGUUUUCCUUUUCUCUUCCUAUCAAAGAAGAGCAAGUAGGGUGGUACAUUUUGUGGGUUUUUCAGAAUCAAUUUUUACUCCCGAAACAUUCUACUGUCGUGUAUAUUUCAUGCUAAAAGUAUUUUAUAUUCAGCCUUAAAAUUUAUUAGUCCAUCUUUAAAAAAAUCUAAUGUUUAUUUUUUAUUUUUAAGGCUAUUGGGACCUGUCCCGCGUGUCAGGUCGAUACGUAUGAGUUUCUUGGAUUACCGAGUUCAUAAAUGGUACCAAUUCAGUGCUCUCUCCUGAAAACUAAUGGGGCAGCUGUAGUAAAGCUUAACCAGUUGAAUGUGAACAAAUGAAGUCAAGAGCUACCGUCAUUAAGGUCUGAACUAUGGAGGACUUCGUUCGAGGUUGCUAGUGGGCAUCAAACAGCUGUCAGAUAGACACACUAGGUUUACAAUGUCUUAACUUCUCCUUUUUUUAAUGUCUGAAAUCUUUACACAAAUGGCACAAAUAUAAUCAGCAGUGUAUUCUUGCGCUCUUCAGCAAGAGCACGACUGUUGUGUGGUCCAUGUGUUGCUUCAAAGAUAAUGGGGACAAAAUUGAGAUCGAUUAUGAAGUGAUUGAGAUUGUUCAUGAUGCAUAUAUGGAUUGUUUCUGUUUAUGUAAGAAAUGUUGAUUUCAAUAAGUCAAAAGUUCGUUCUUAGUGAUUUCUAUCCCAAAAUGAAAUAAUUAUCUUUCUUACAGUUUACUGAGUUUUCCUUCUAUAAUGGUAGGCAAACAUAAAAAAUUUAGGAGAAUGCUCGUUGUAAAAGGAUGGCUGUGUCUAAAUUUUGAUUUUUGAAGCGAUUUUUUUAUGUUGAUAUCUCAGCUGGUUCCAGUUCUUUGGUGAGAACCCCAGGAUAUUCCCUUAGAACUUCGUUUAUGAAUUGCAGUCCUUUGGCGUCAAUUUUGUAGCCCAAAUCUUUGAAUGCGCUAUGAAGCACCAUACUCUUAAAAUAAACUUUAUAAGGAAUUUCCAGUCAUACAUUGAGAGUAAUGCUGAACUGAAGGAUAUGAUUCGUUUUAGCUUAUUUUCAGAGCAAAGUCGUGUGCAUGAAAAUUCUGGUUUUGGUUUUUUCUAACCCGUCUGUAGAAAACUACUAGUGUCUCGAUUUUCAGCCUUUUCCCUACCAUGAAGAAUCCAUAUAUUUUUAGAAGCUGAAUAGCCAUUUUCUGUCGUUUUCUUGUGCAGGAGGUGGUUAUAAUGCAUUGGGCUUGUGCAAAGAUAGCAGCUUCCUCGGCCAGUAAUGAUGCUGAUCUCCUUGAUAUUUUGCUUGACAAGGUUCAAAUUCCUCACCUGAGACUUAUUGAGAAGACAACACAUGUCGUUACCUAGUUUUGGGAAGAAAAGCUUUUGAUAUGAGGUUUUGGUUUUUUCAGUUGAAGUUAUGCAAGGGCAUAUCUUAUGCAGCUAUUGCGGCACAUGCUGAUAAUUCUGGAAGAAGAAAAUUGGCAGCCAUGCUUGUUGACCAUGAACCUCGUUCUUCUAAACAGGUUUUUAUUACGAAGCUGAAAUUUGUUUCUAAUUUAUUUUCUUAGGGAGAUAAGAGAGGGUAUUGAAAUUGUCUCCAUUCAAACCAGGUUCCUUUGUUAUUAAGCAUAGGAGAAGAUGAGACCACUUUCAUGAAGGCAUCUGAAAGUGGUGAUACAGAUCUUGUUUAUCUUGUUCUUUUUCAUGUGUGGCAGAAGGUAUUAAGCAUUAAAAUCCUGUCCCUUGUCUCACUCCUUUUGAUUUUGCUUGUUACAUAUGCCAUUUAACAUUGUUCCUCUCGCGUGUUGCAUAUUAGUUUUGCUGUAGAAAAUGUGCACGUGCCUGAUUUCUGUUUGUUACUGCAGAAAUCUCCUUUAGAAUUUCUCGGAAUGAUUCAUGCAAAGCCUUUGGUUCGUGAUUUGUUCAUAACAUAUGCACGGUAAUGCAUCUCAUCCCUGCAAUACUCAGAUUGACUCUUAUGAUUCUUGAUGAAGAUGAUCAUUGACGUUGAAUGAUUUCUUGCUUUCUUGUUUGUAGGUGUUAUAAACAUGAAUUUUUGAAGGACUUCUUUUUAUCAAUCAGUCAGCUCCAUGUAUGUAUGAAUUAUCGUCCUGUCUUAUGGCAUUAAAUUUCCUCGUUUUUUUUUAUGAAGUGACUUUAAAAUUUUUCACUUGGAUUAAUUUCCUCUGCCAAACUAGCUCUGCUAAGGACCAGAGCUCACAAGACUAAACAUGAAAAAUUUCCUAUGUGACAAUCCUUGCUUCGAAUAUAUGAAAAAAAUUUGGCACUCUUUCAUACGACUCCUAACCUAAUUCAUGAUUUAUUAUUUUUACAGGCCAGGGCUCCUAUAAUUCAUUUAUACAAUGUCAGAAGGAACAUGAUAACAAAGAUAUGUCACUUCUUAUAAAAGGGCACAGUUUCAUUCAUGUCUUAAAUACAAUGGACAUUAUAUUUCAGUCCCAUUCAUUCCUGAAAUUUUUCUUCAAAGUUUUCUUUCCGUUGUCCUGAAAUUUCUACUCUCAAACGCCUGGCCGCUUCUGUAUUCUAUGUUAAUGCUUGACUAAUGCAUAAAAUGCAUGCUUUCUCCUUGCUCUUUUUAUAAUCUUUUGAAAGCUUCUCUUGUAGGAUGUGGCCUACCUCUUGCUGAAAGAAUCAUGGGAAAUAGGUAAUAAUCUGUCGGCAAGCAAAGGAUCUGGAUCUCCUUUACAGGGUCCACGCAUAAGAGUUAUAGAGCAGGCACAUAAACUUUUCUCUGAGACCAAGGAACAUGCCUUUGAAUCAAAGGCCGCUGAAGAACAUGCAAAGUUGUUGAAGUAACGCACGAAAAACUGUAUUUAGAAUCAAACUUUUUUUUAAUAUCAUGUCUCAUUGUCUUUUCGAAGUAGAACCUGGCAGACAUGCUUUUAUUUAUUCAUUUCCAAGAAAACAUUUUGCUUAUUGCCCUUAUAUUUUUUAAUAGGUGGUCAUGUUCUGUUAGCGAUAUUCCUCCUUGAAUUCAUUUCUCUUUUAAAAUACAUUUUUGGACAGAAGGAUCUAGGAAUCAUCAUUUUUCAAAUUGUUUGAUUUGCAGAGUCAGGUGCCACGUUCGGCCCUGUUAACUUUUUACCGCAGGGCUCGUUCUUUUUCUGCUACGUUUACAACAUGGCCACCACUUUUUUAUUAAAUUUCUUCAACUCGCAAUUGUAGCUCCAACUGAGCACAUAUGCAAUUAUCACUAAAGCUUGGAAAGCCUUUUUAGAACUUCUUCAUCCCUCUUCCUUUCCCUUCUGUUCCUUGUUUUCUUGUUGCUCAGUCUCCCAAGUCUAAGUGAUACUGGGAUUUAGGAACCUGUCUUUCUGGCUAAGAGAUAGAGAAGCAUUCGAUUUUCUCGUUUCUUUUGGUUAAGAUGACUAGUUUGAGAGAGGAAAGUAGAAGCACUAGAGAAGACAAUUAUGUGCUAUGUGCUUUCACAUGAAAACAAAUUAUUCUAUUCCAAACUUGGAUUUUCUUGCGGCCAAGAUACUAUCAACAGUUUGUAUCGAAGAUGGCCAAAAAUGGUGCCAUGGAUAUCUGAGGAAGCCGGCAUCCAUUGCAAUUUCUUCGACAUCUGACAAUCCUCUGCCUGUCACCAAGAGAAGCAUUGAAACUUGGUCAUGGCGAAAAUCGGCUUAAUUUUUAGUGACAGAACUAGAAGAAUAGAGAAACGAUUUUCUUCGAAAAGUUAUCGUUCGUUAAUUUUCUAUAUAUUAAAUUAAAUGUAUUGAAAGGCUGAAAGUGUGCAUGCUUCUUUAAGAGGACCCCAUGUUGAAGUACGUGGGCCAGGGGUUUUUUUCUUUCUUUCUCAUGCACGGUCUCCUGUGCCAAAUUUUUCAGGGUCCAACAUGAACUAGAAGUGUCAACCAAACAGGCUAUAUUUGUUGACUCAAGUAUCAGUGAUACAAUCUGCACAUGUAUCGUGUUGGGUAACCACCGUGCUGCAACGAGAGUAAAACAGGACUUCAAGGUCGUUAGCGUUCCCUACCUGACUACCUUGCGUGAAUCAGUCGCAGGGUUCUUGUUAUUGAAUCUCUCUUUCAAUGGCUAUCUUCUGCAGGUUUCUGAGAAAAGAUGGUACUGGCUGAAGUCGUCUGCUCUGGCAACAAUCAGAGACUGGGAUGCUCUGGAAAAGUUCUCCAAGGAGAAGAGGCCUCCAACCGGUAGGGUUUAUGGUUUUCCCAAAUCCUUUAUUAUAUUCUGUAAUGCAAUUUUCACUCGGUAAUCGUCUCAAUAACUAUUUUCUUUGCUUCCGGAGUUAACUCUGAUUCCCCUGUUCAUCUCAAUAACUUUUCGCCACUUUUUUUUUCUUUUGAAGUUUUAUGACGUCUAAUGUUUUCAGCGACCUCCUUCAGACUCGAUCUUUAUAUGGUGACAAAAAUGUGAUUUUUUUUUGAUGUGGGGAUCACAGAAAUGGAUGAAUCUAUGUUAUCCAUCAUAAUCGUGGCUUGAAUGAUUGAUUACUUCCAGUUAAUUAUUCUCUGCAAUGGACAGGGUUUGGAGGCCGUGAUUCCUACCCACUAUAUUAGUCAACCUCUGGUUCAUGAUGUGAAUCAAGAUCUGUAGUAUUCACGAUGGCUUGGACGCAUCUUUACCAGCGUAGGUUUGAUUAAUCAGAAGAUAAUAUACCCUACUUUUCUGCCUUUUAAACUGUAUCAGUCACCAGAAACGGCAAAGUUACCUGAGAAGGUACCCUACUCGAGUCUUCUGAAAGCUUCAAACAGUCUUCCGUUCACAGUUGAAAUCACUUUCGCGAUGAAGAGGUCUCAAACUUCAGGACUCCUCCAGGCUGCAGUAGACAAUCAAAGAUUGCUCUAAAUUUGGAAGACUAUAGUUGAAGAGCCAAGAAUUUAAGGCUUGUUAUUUAGACAUGGGGGGACAAGUUGUCAUAGCCCGCUCCCAACUCUGCUAUAUUCCCUCCCACCAGCGUAGAACCACCCUGACAUGGCUUGUAAUGACCAGAUCAAAGCGUUCCUGGGGAGUUUUCUUUCCCAAUGCUUACUAUCCAGCAUUGGGCUUUCAAAAUUGUCCAUUUUGUUCGUCAUCCAAUGCAUUGAAAUCUCCAGUUGGUAUCAUUCGAACUCUUUGUUGAAGCAUGCACCCCUCCCUUUUCUUCUAGUCCCAUCAGGGUAGAACCCUAACCUUGCUUGCAGUGAUCAAGUCGAAGCAUUCUUGAUGAUAAAAGUGGCAAUUAUCUUUACACUACGACCCAUCAUUUUUGUUUUAUUUUCGUUUAGACUACGAUCCAUCAUUGCACUUAUAAAAAAGUCGUCCAUUUAGUUCAUCACCUGACGCAUCGAAAUCUCAAAUCAGGCCGAGCUUGCUGAUGAUGAUAAAAUGAGAGUUUUCUUUCCCGAUAUUCUAAUAUAUAUUUUUCUUUUCAUUCACAUGACUGCACGUCGUCGCGUUUUCAAAUCUCCCUCUUUAGUUCAUCAUCAUCAUCAUCAUCAUCAUCGUCAUCAUCUAAAGAAUAGUCUCUGAAAUUCCUAGGUUUCAAGCCGUUUGUAGAGGCGUGCAUCAACGCCGGCGAGAAGGCUGAAGCUCUCAAAUACAUCCCGAAGCUCACUGAUCCCCGGGAAAAGGCCGAGGUAUGAAUUCCCCUAGCUUUCCCCGGAACCUUCUAGCUAAGGACGCCGACCAGACGCGUUCUAGAUCUCUGAAGUUGUCAACUCAACUUCAUCUCCUCCUCCCUCCUGAAGUUAUGAUUCUCAUGCACGCACCCUCUUUGGCUGUGAGCUCCGAUGCUCAGAUUGCUUCUUCACUUUGGCCAGGCUUUCGACCGCAUCGGCAUGGCCAGGGAAGCUGCUGAUGCAGCGGCGGAGGCGAAAGAUGGGGAACUUCUCAGCCGAUUCAAGCUGUCCUUCCCCCAGAAUGUGGCUGCCACUCUUGAUGCGAUCAGGGAUCGGUUCCCUUUCCAGGGAGUCUAG